Molecule: messenger RNA, 5430 nt
Organism: Misgurnus anguillicaudatus (oriental weatherfish)
Lineage: Eukaryota; Metazoa; Chordata; Actinopteri; Cypriniformes; Cobitidae
Gene: slc25a25b
Product: solute carrier family 25 member 25b
Biological process (GO): transmembrane transport
Cellular component (GO): mitochondrial inner membrane
Molecular function (GO): calcium ion binding
Source: RefSeq, a predicted model, not a curated record
CGUAGCUCCUCCUUUCAGUAGUACUCCGUACUCAUUUCCGGUGUAACACGAGGCUCCGCCUGGCAGAUCUACCGGCAUUUUCGUUGCAUCAGCUGUCAUUUAGACCGCCAAUUCAAAAUUGAUUGCUUUUAAACUAAAUAAAACCUCAAGGAUUUAUCAUCGAAACGCGAGUCAGACCGAUUCUUAUGAAGGAUUUCGUCGAUCGCGCUACACGUUUUUGCCACUGUUAAAACAUAACGGCGCAGACGCAUCGGUGGGACAUCCAGCUCAUCACUGUAACCGGAGUGCGAUUGGUUUUGAGCCUUACUACGAAACAUAUCACACAGAUUGUUGACGUGAAUAGGCUCGGGGGAACAUAUCACUCCUUAAUUGUUUGUAUCUUAUCGUAAUGGAUAUCUGUUCAACAUCCUGACUGAAAUCGAUAGUCGCCGCUCCGAGUGGCACUGCGUGGCAAACCACCGUCUGCGAUCACACUCUCUCUGUAUUUUCCUUCAGACGACUUGUCGCGCCUUUUAUCGUGUCCGGCUAUUUCCAGGCGCCACCAGGGUGGAUUUGAUAUGCAUCAGCGGGGCUCGUUUGUUUCUCCGUUGCUCAGCGGUGUUUUCUGUCAGUGUCGCACUGAGGAAUAUCAGGGCUCUGAUCCCGGUGGCGGUGGACGGACUCUGAGCUCAGCAUAUCCCGCAGAAUGGCCCUCCGAGCACGGCCAUGACGAGUCCUGCGACUCUCCGCAUCAAUGCGCGGUGUGCGGCGGACCCGAGCAGGAACACAGACUCAAAGUGCUCUUCCAGAUUUUGGAUGUUAACAGAGACGGAGGCAUCUGUGUCAACGAUCUGACCAUCGGACUGAAGAAGCUGGGCGUUCAUAGGACUGAACAUGAACUCAUGAAAGUUGUCAAGGCUGGAGACAAGGACCUGGAUGGUCAGUUGGACUUUGAAGAGUUUGUGCACUACCUGAGGGACCACGAGAAAAAACUGAGACUGGUCUUCAAGAGUCUAGACAAAAAGAAUGAUGGUCGCAUAGAUUCACAAGAAAUCAUGCAGUCAUUGAGAGAUCUUGGGGUUCAUAUAUCUGAAGAACAGGCUGAAAAGAUCCUAAAGAGAAUAAGGAGGGGUCAUAAUUUGGCCCCUAUAAUAUAUAUGGAUAAAAACGGCACAAUGACCAUUGACUGGAAUGAAUGGAGAGAUUACCAUCUCCUUCAUCCUGCUGAAAACAUUCCUGAGAUCAUCCUCUACUGGAAACACUCGACGAUAUUUGACGUGGGUGAAAGUAUGAUGGUCCCUGAUGAGUUUACAGCAGAGGAGAAGAAAACGGGCAUGUGGUGGCGACACCUGGUAGCAGGAGGUGGAGCAGGUGCCGUCUCUCGCACCUGUACCGCACCUCUGGACCGCCUUAAAGUGCUUAUGCAGGUUCACGCGUCACGCAGCAACUCCAUGGGAAUCUUCGGAGGAUUCACCCAAAUGAUCCACGAGGGUGGAUUACGAUCGCUGUGGCGAGGGAACGGCAUGAAUGUUUUGAAGAUCGCACCUGAAUCUGCCCUCAAGUUCAUGGCGUAUGAGCAGAUAAAGCGUCUGAUUGGUAGUAAUCAAGAGACAUUAGGGAUCCUGGAGAGAUUUGUUGCUGGAUCUCUAGCAGGAGCUUUUGCUCAGAGCAGCAUCUACCCAAUGGAGGUUAUAAAAACUCGGCUUGCACUGGGAAGGACGGGUCAAUUCGAUGGUAUCGCGGACUGUGCUAAACAUAUAUUUAAAAGGGAGGGUGUGGCGGCCUUCUACAAGGGUUAUAUUCCCAAUAUGUUGGGUAUCAUCCCUUACGCUGGAAUCGACCUGGCAGUUUAUGAGACGCUCAAGAAUUCAUGGCUGCAGAGGUUUGCUACAGACAGUGCAGAUCCAGGUGUAUUUGUGCUGCUAGCCUGUGGUACAAUGUCUAGUACAUGUGGACAGUUAGCAAGCUACCCAUUAGCCUUAGUGAGGACACGUAUGCAAGCUCAAGCAUCAGUGGAAGGCAGCCCUCAGAUGACUAUGUGCGGUCUCUUCAGACACAUUGUACGGACAGAGGGUGCUAUUGGACUCUAUAGAGGCUUGGCACCUAAUUUUAUGAAAGUCAUUCCUGCUGUCAGCAUAAGCUACGUGGUGUACGAGAACUUAAAAAUCACCCUCGGCGUCCAGUCCCGGUGAGAGGAAUCCGAAGACUGUUAAAUCCGUAAUGGUAUCCGUUUAUCUUUUCCAAGUGUCUUUUGGACCAGAAAAAUAUUUUGUCCAAGGGGGCCGGUUUGCACUCGAAAGGAAUCAUAACAUCAGUUGGCCACUAAAGAGCUUGCAUGCUGGAAGAAGGAAACCUACCUUUCUAUCUCAUCAGUGAAUGGAAGAGGAACUGAAAUAUAUACGAAGAGAAAUAUUAAAUGCAUAGCUCCCGUAAAAAUGAAAGUUCAUGUACUCAGAAAUACUAUUGUUCAAAGUAUACUGCCCCAUAUUACUUUUUUCACAGUAGGCAAUAAGUCAGGGACAUACAACCUCAGCUCCCAUUUUCUUUUACUGUAAGAAGAAAAAUGCAAUGAAAACAAAUGUUGAUUCAAGUUGUCAGUCCCCACUGAGUGAAUUAAUAAUGACAACAUUUUCAGUUAAGUAAUCAUUGUCAGAACUGGAUCACAAAACCCCUAAUAUCAUGUGAAAGAGUUAGGUUUCUUGUUUAUAUUAGAUUUCAGUAUGGAUCAAUAUACUUUGAAGGAAAGAAUGAUCCAGACAUUUAACAAUGCCAGAACGGCUAAAGAGUUUAGUGGAGAAAGUCAAUAACUGAAUUCAUUUCAAUGACACAACUGGAAUUAUAUGCACUAAAGUCUUUGAUAGAUAUGGCUCUAAUGAUACAGGACUGACAACUUUAAUUUAAAAAAAUCAUCAUUCCACUGGAUGGCAGUGUUCAGUAGAAAGGGCUUGAUCAGCAGGACAGACUCCUUUUUUAGACAUUUAUGUUAUAAAAUCACCCAAAAUUUAAUACAGAAUUUAUUCUUUUUUAUUAUUGAUUUUUUUCAUCGUCAUCCUAAUAUUAGACAUCUUAAAAUGAAGUGUGUUUGCGUGCGUGUGUAUGCAUGUGUGUCGAGGAGAAUGUAGGGAAAUGUUUAAAUAAUCUUGUUUUAGAAUUGCAAGUGUUAUACAUCAAAUGGUCCAAAAGGAACAUUGUUUAGCUUUUCAAUGUUAUUUCAGCUUUUCAAUGUAAUUUAUUUUUUUGUAUAUUGUUGUUUUUUAGGUUAUUUAAUAUUCAUUGAUAAGUUCACUGUAACAACACUACAUUUACACACUCCUCAUGUUUACCGACAAUUCAUUUUGUGUUAACAGAAAUGUUGUACUUAUUACCAUGAUUGUUCAAGUUUAAAUGGACAAGUUCACUUUUAAAUCAGUUGUGAAUCAAGUUUAAACUUAUCAAGUAAGAUUGUUGAUAUUUUAGGUUACAUGGUUUUUAACAAAUUUCUCCAUACAAUAUGGUCUGCAGCACUACUGCAGUGUAAAUAUAGUUUUAGUUUUGGAGAAAUCCCAUAUAUUCCACCAGUGUUAGUUUGGAAGGAUAACACUCUGAUUUCUACUCGCUUCUUAUGAAUGAACAUAUUUAAGCACUUUAUUUUAGUUAAAAUAACCAGACUUGAAUAUUCCAUAGGAGGGUUUACAGUGGAAUUGUGGUGGAAUGAUUAUGAUUAUUUAGGUUUAUCUUUUCAUUUUUUAACUUUUGUGUUUAAUGUCUAAGUUUAGGGGUAAGAGGGUUCAGCCUUUAUAAACACUAUAAAUGUGUGUUUGUUCUUGAACUGGACAUAGGAUCUUCAAAGAUGGCAGUUAAAGGAAAACACCACCGUUUUCCAAUAUUUUACUGUGUUUACCUCAACUUGGAUGAAUUAAUUCAUCCUAUUUUUUUCAAUGCGUUCACUUAAUCCUUGUACAGAACGUUGUGAAUGUGUUAACAUUUAGCCUAGCCCCAUUCAUUCCUUAGGAUCCAAACAGGGAUGAAUUAAGAAGCCACCAAACACCUCCAUGUUUUCCCUAUUUAAAGAUUGUUACAUGAGUAGUUACACGAUUAAGGUGGCACAAAAUAAAACGUGGCAGUAAUAUUGACGGAAGUGUGAGCAAGAGGGGGAGUAGUCAGUAGUGAUGAUGAUGUUACUGUGCACAGAGGUCGAAGUGCUGCAAACUAAGUGCCCUUUCGCCAUACAAUAUAGUUCUAAUUUUUUACGUUAUAUUUUGUGCCACCACCAUACUUACUCGUGUAACUACUCAUGUAACAGCCUUUAAAUAGGGAAAACAUGGAAGUGUUUAGUGGCUUCUAAGUGCAUCCCUGUUUGGAUCCUAAGGAAUGAAUGGGGCUAGGCUAAAUGCUAACACAUUCACGACGUGCUAAAAAUAUAGGUAUGUAUUAAUUUGUCUAAGUUGAGGUAAGAACAUAGUCAAAUAUUGAAAAACUGUGGUGUUUUUCUUUAAAAUCUCAACUAUUGCAUGUCAAGGCCUAAAACUCACCAGUUUGAGGGGUUGUUGCCCUUUGUAAUUCUACAAGACUUUAGUGUUAAUAUAGUUGCCUUAUUUAUGACUAAAAUUAAGCUGCUUUUAGACUCUUUGGGGGAAUGCAUAGGAAGACCGCAUUCAUGACAGACUGAAAUAUUUUUUCUAUGGAUUCUCAGGUAGACUCCUGUGCAGGUUUGGGUUGAAGAUGUGUUUUCUCAAGUGAGCUCUUAAACCUGCUCAGUAACAGAUCUACAUGUGUAUAACUUUUAUGGAGAGAAAGUUUGUGCAAACAUAAAAACUGUUUGCUUUGUCAAAAUACUUUAAAUAGAUCUGGGAAAUUUAACACAAUCUUAACCCUUCUGAUGCCUGAUGGUAGUCAAACUGAACUCAGCUGUGGCCCUAAUCCCAUUGAAUCAAUGCAGUUUUUGUAAUGCAUGUAUGCGUGUCCUGUCUAAAUAUGCACAAAUUGCACUGUAGAGUUUUUACAUGGCUUUCAAAGCUCUAUUGCCUGCCCCAUAACAGAUGCGGCUAUUUUGUCAAUGUUUUGCAUUUUGCACCUUUCUCCACUUUUCUUGAUGGAGAGAUCUGAAAUCUGUGUGAAAUCUGAAAUCUAUAGCCUUACAGUUCAGCUGUUGCCACAGCCAUGUUACGGCUUCUGUGAGUUUAAAUGCACAGUGUUUGCCGCACACAUAUAUGUAUAUAUCAAUAUGUACUGUUGUUGGAGUCCCCUAAAUAUCAUAAAUACAAUGUUCAAAUAUAUCCAAACAUAUCUAGAUGUGAUGACACAUCUGUGAAGUUAAAGUGGAUGCUGAAAUCAAUGCAAAAACGUUUACUGGACAAUGAAAAUCAAAUCUAUUUUGUCCUGUAUGCUGUAGAAUGCAUAAAGUGAAUGUAGAGUAAAAAUAUUUAUGUUUGUAAGGUAACUUAAAUAAAGUUAUUCUUGAUUCUGAAGAUG